AUCCAUGAUUAUUUUGUACGAGUUCAAAAUGGAUACCGCGGAUUGGUGAUUGGGUCGAUCUUCUCGGGUCAACAAUUGCACCUUUUUUUUUCGGACGAGGAUGUGAUAUUUUUUUUUUUCCUUCGCCAACAAAGUAUAAAAACCUGAGAUUCAACAAGAGCGGGAAUGGUCAUUCCUUUUUGUCCUUCCUUUUAGAAAUCCCAAAAAGCCGAAAAAAUGAAGUCGAUUGUUGCUGCCAUUGCUGCUCUUGCUCUUGCUGUUGUGUCCGCUCAGGAAAUGAUUGUUCACAUCACCGCCCCCCUUGCCGGUCAGGUUUACACAGCUGGUCAAAAGGCUCACAUCGCCUGGAUUGACCCCAAAGUCGAUACCAUUCCCGUUAUCAAGCUUGCCCGCGGUGAUCCCAAGGCUUUGACCCAAUUGCAGGACAUUGGCACCAACGUGCCUACUGCCGCCGGCGGAUACGACUGGACCAUCCCCGCCGAUAUCGAACCCGGUAAUGACUACGCUUUCGAAUUGGGCAACUCUCCCAACGUCGCAUACACUGGUCAGUUCACUAUCAAGGCUGGUGAUGGUGCUGCCGGCAACUCGACCGCUUCUGGCUCUGGCUCCAGCUCUGCUGCCGUCGCCAGCUCCACUGCUCCUGCUACCACCAAGAGCGCUGCUCCUUCGGAUGUUUCUUCUGCUGCCAGCACUCCUGCUGCUUCCAGCGCUUCCCCCGCUGCCUCUGGUGCCGGUUCUUCCGGUGCUGCCGGCGAUAAGAGCACUGAUAAGGCUGGUUCCGGUUCUGCUUCCACCACCCCUUCCACUGCUCCUGAUGCCAACAAGGACAGCGCUGCCGGUAAGACUACCGCUACUUUCGGUGCCCUUGCUGUCGCUGGUGUCGCUGCCAUGGCCUUGAUGUAAAAUACUUUACUGUUUUUUUUAUUGUCUCACUUUUUUAAUUCUAUUUCAAACCAAACUUCCAAAAACCGCACACGAUUUGGAAAUUAUUUGCCGAUCUUUUUUUCUUUUUCCCUCUGAAUCUUAAUGUCAUGACCAAAUAAAACACCUAUUUAUAAAGCAUCGCACUUAUGGCUUCUGAUGAUGGAGCAAACUACGGUUGGGAAUUAUGAUUUGAGGGUGGGCAUGGAGAAAUGGGUGAAUGGACAGGUCAUUGUGGAUGGUUUAUCAUUUGGUUGGUUACGGUGGUAGCAUUGGUGAGACGUUGUGAACUUGACGAUCGUUGGCAAUAGCAAUUGACAACGAGCUAGCGUUGUCUGUAUAUGGAAACCAUGAGGUCCUGUGGUCGCUGUUUAUUUUAACGAUUUUUUUUUUCGGCCG
Messenger RNA from Radiomyces spectabilis, 1320 nucleotides. RefSeq lists its product as uncharacterized. The transcript has a single exon. Lineage: Eukaryota; Fungi; Mucoromycota; Mucoromycetes; Mucorales; Radiomycetaceae. Bases 217 to 903 code for a protein of 228 amino acids. The record is from RefSeq and is a predicted model, not a curated record.